UCACCAUAAUCAUCAUAUUCUGUCAAAAUGACAAGCAAUGAAAAAAGUCGUUCGGUACAUCAGUGCUUUAGCUCCCAUAUCUGGUUUGGUUGUUUUCAUGUGGGUAUACUAUGUGUACGUCUUUUUGCUGUGCGUGGAUAUCAUAGAAGAACCAGUGAAAAAGUACUCAUACAUUUCUGUUUUCUCCUUUCUCAUUUUAAUGAGUGUUUGGUGUCUGCUUGGAACCACUUUCAAAUCCCCAGCUCUGGUGCCUAUGCAAUAUCGAGUUACAAAUACACAGCACAAUCUCCUGCUGGAACUGUCCGAAGACGAACAACAUAGCUAUUUGCAACAAAUUGUAAUCAGAAAGAACUUGAUGGUUUUAACGUGUUCACCCAAUGGCACCAUAAGAUACUGCUUCAAAUGCAGACAAAUCAAACCUGACAGAACUCACCAUUGUUCCACAUGUGAGACGUGCGUGUUAAAAAUGGACCACCAUUGUCCCUGGGUGAACAACUGUGUGGGUUAUUCAAAUUACAAGCAAUUCUUCUUGCUGAUAUUUUACACCGUACUGUAUUGUCUAUUUUUUAUAACCACAUCUAUGGAGUACAUAAUUAGCUUAAUACAAGAAAAGCGCAGAGAAGCGCAAAUCAUCGGCGCAUUUACAGCGUCCGUAUUUGCAACCAUAAUAUUUAUGGUGCUGUUGGGGUAUCACAUAGAAUUAGUAGCCAAAAACGAAACCACCAUUGAAGCCUUAAGAGAAGUGAUGUUUUCUAACGGGAACAUGACUUUCGAUUUGGGAUGUUGGACAAAUUUUGCGGAGGUUUUUGGGGAUAAUCGACUUUUAUGGUUUAUUCCAGUAUUUUCCUCCAAGGGAAACGGCUACAAUUUCCAUGCUAUUUACAGAGUUUUAGAAUAGUUUUUUUUUUUUUUUUGUAAAAGCUUACAUUUUUAUAUCACACAUAUACAUAGGUAUAAACAAAAAUAAUAUACACAGUAUUAAAGUU
Aethina tumida (small hive beetle) is the source of this 986-nucleotide messenger RNA. Its product is annotated as palmitoyltransferase ZDHHC20. Bases 38 to 898 code for a protein of 286 amino acids. Gene Ontology annotation, molecular function: protein-cysteine S-palmitoyltransferase activity. Gene Ontology annotation, cellular component: Golgi apparatus; endoplasmic reticulum. The transcript is spliced from 3 exons. NCBI's taxonomy places the organism in Eukaryota, Metazoa, Arthropoda, Insecta, Coleoptera, Nitidulidae. The record is from RefSeq and is a predicted model, not a curated record. Gene Ontology annotation, biological process: protein targeting to membrane; peptidyl-L-cysteine S-palmitoylation.